UGGACAAAGAAAACAAUUACACUCAACAAGGUUUCCGAAAUUGAUAUUGAGCUAAAGAAGGAAAUUGAUCCGGACCCGACACUACGCUACAGCCUUGACCUUUGUGAAGAGGAGAAGGACUUUCUGGCUGCCCGAAAGUUGAAGAAUCUGGCUGCAAUGAGUCGCAUGCUGGGAGAGAACGGACCGAAAAGCACUGACGAGGUGCCGACUGUAGCCGUGCUGGGGUCAGGUGGGGGUUUCCGGGCUAUGGUGGCUUAUAGCGGUGUCUUCAAAGCUCUGAAAGAAACAGGUGUGCUGGACUGUACGUCAUAUACCGCUGGACUUUCUGGAUCAGCCUGGUUUCUCUCCAGUCUGUGCUCUCACCCGAAAUGGCCGCAAAUGACGAUGGAGGAAUUUCAAGAGGAGCUGAAGAACAACAUCGAUUCGAGUUUGCUGAAGCUGUUGGGAAUAUCCGAAGUUAGCCGAUACAUCAGCUGUGUGAUGGACAAGUGGAACAAUGGACAGCCAAUCAGCUUCACGGAUUUCUUUGGCCACCUAGUGGGAGAAACGCUGCUCAAAGAUAGACUUGGCAGUAAACUUACUGACCAGCAGGUCAAACUGGCCGACGGAAGUAUCCCGAUGCCGCUAUACACAUGCGUGCACGUGAAGAAUGCCGUAUCAGCGAAAAGCUUCCAAGAAUGGAUCGAAUUCAGCCCUUACGAGAUAGGAAUGGCAAAGUUCGGUUCGUACAUGAAAAGCCGAUAUUUCGGUAGUAAGUUCUUCAUGGGGAAGUUGGCGAAGAAGUAUGACGAACCCCCACUUCAUUAUCUACAAGGUAUUUGGGGCAGCGCUUUCUGCAUCAUGUUUAAUCGACUGUUUGAUGACAACCGUAAUAUGGACCCAGUGGAGAUGGUCAGAGAGGAAAUGGAAAAGGAGUUGGAGAAAGAAGCUGCACUUAGCGACGGGAGUGGAGAUGAGGCCGAUGAUGAUGAUGAUGACAUUGAUGAUGGUCCAAGCUCAGCGAAGACUGCGAAGCGUGGAAAGAAGAAGCAGAAGGAUCCCGAGGAAGAAAAUGGUGGAUACUGGUCGGACUGGUUCAAAGAUCUCGUCGAUAGCAAUAAGUACAAGCUCCUGAGCACGCGCACAGGUCGCGCAGGCGUGAUACACAACUUCCUGAGAGGGAUUGCCUUAAAAGAGGAAGACGAGGAAACAGAGAGUAAUGACGAUGAGGAGCCAGGUUCGUUGAAUCUAACUGUAAAGAAAACUAACGGUAACAAAAGGGUGUUUUCCACCCAUAUUAGGAAGCAGUUCGUAGUGGACGCAGGGCUGACGUUCAACUCCCCUUACCCUGUCGUGCUGAGGAAGGCCCGAGGGGUCGACCUCAUCCUGUCGUUUGACUUCAGCGGUAGACCCAGCGAUGAUGCCCAGCCUCUCAAGGAGCUCAAGUUGGCGGAAAAAUGGGCAAAACGCAACGGUAUUCCUUUUCCGCCAAUCAACAAAGGCGUCUAUGAAGAAGAAGGAAUGAAAGAGUUGUACAUCUUCAGCGAUCCUACCGACCCUAAAUGUCCCGUCGUCCUUCACUUCACCCUGGUCAACCUGGACUUCCGGAAGUAUAAGGCACCAGGUGUCCCAAGGGAGACUACUGAAGAGAAAGAAUUCGCGGAGUUCGCCGUCUUUGACGAUCCUGAAGCCCCGUAUUCCACGUUUAACUUCACCUACACCCACAAGGCGUUUGAUCGGUUAUCUCAGCUGAUGGAAUUCAAUACACUCAACCACCUGAAGGAGAUCAAAGAGGCCAUUACAGAGGCUGUCCAGAGGAAACGAAAAUAA
Messenger RNA from Liolophura sinensis, 1809 nucleotides. Its product is annotated as cytosolic phospholipase A2-like. Bases 157 to 1809 code for a protein of 550 amino acids. Gene Ontology annotation, molecular function: calcium ion binding; calcium-dependent phospholipid binding. The record is from RefSeq and is a predicted model, not a curated record. Gene Ontology annotation, cellular component: cytosol. NCBI's taxonomy places the organism in Eukaryota, Metazoa, Mollusca, Polyplacophora, Chitonida, Chitonidae. Gene Ontology annotation, biological process: glycerophospholipid catabolic process. The transcript is spliced from 13 exons.